This is a messenger RNA of Contarinia nasturtii (swede midge), 1840 nucleotides long. RefSeq lists its product as uncharacterized. Lineage: Eukaryota; Metazoa; Arthropoda; Insecta; Diptera; Cecidomyiidae. The record is from RefSeq and is a predicted model, not a curated record. Bases 86 to 1702 code for a protein of 538 amino acids. Gene Ontology annotation, biological process: proteolysis. The transcript has 6 exons. Gene Ontology annotation, molecular function: serine-type endopeptidase activity.
CUAUAUAAAUAGGGAUUGGUAUGAAUGCAAACUGAAUUGAGUUGAAACUUCAAGUGUCAGUAUAGUGUCUCUCGUAGUUAGAAAAAUGAUGAAGUUUAAUAUUUUAAAACAUGCGUGGAAAUUUCUCUUUUUUAUUUUGUGGAUUGGAGAUAUUGAGAAAAAUGCCAGUUUUGCUAUGCACACAGACGAACAAUUAAGAAACAUAAUGACCGAGAUUAUAACACCCUUUACUGUGCUUGGCGAUGAAGCAAUUCAAUAUUUUAUUCAGUUUGCAAAUCAGAGAAUGUCAGAAAUUGGAAAAAACUAUAAUUUAAUUCCUGUUGCCGUGACACAAAUACCAGAGGAGUGUAACGAUUAUGCAAAAUUCGAUGAAGAUGAUGUACAAAUAAUGUAUGGUGGAUCUGGAGGAGAUGUUGGAGGGGAACACAUAGUCGGUCACUAUAUCUGUGUUCAUUACUUACAUGAACUAAAAAGAGUUCACAUCUAUGAUAGCUUGCAAUCCAAGUUCAACACGUAUCGUAGACUAAUGAAAGUUUUACCGGUUUUAUAUCCAUUGGUCAACUUUACAAAACUAAGUUCAUUGAAACGUAUAACACCGGAAACAAGACAAAAAGAUGUAAGUUCAUGUGGGCUGUUUUCCAUAGCCUACGCAACAACACUUAUAUUUGGAGAGGAUCCAGCAACUUAUAAACUUCAAUUAAGUGUUGGAAAAGGUGUUGACCAAUCAACAGCGUUAAGGGCCCACCUUUCUAAUAUGCUUACAACUGGGAAUUUUUCAAUAUUCCCUUCAGCUGACGCCCCAAUGUCAACCCCAGUGUCGGUGGUCCAAAAACCAAACAAAACGAUCGAAACCACAACUUCAAAACCGGUCAAAAGCUCAAAAACAGGAUCAAGCAGCAGAUCGACGGUCAAGAAAACAAAAAAAAAGGUGGAAGCUACUUCUUCAUGGUCUGGGUCACAACCCAGUGAAAGUAACACGGAAAGCGAAGCCACGCAUACAACUUUUGGUUUGGUUAAUGAUAUUGAUUCACAUAAAUACAUGUCAGUCUUAUUGUACAAGAAUCAUGGUGAUGACUCUUUAUACAUGACCAGCGCAACUAUCGUAUCGCCUAAUCGUAUCGUAACGGCGGCUCAAAAUGUGGUCAAUAGGGACUCGGUGACAUUGGCAUUUAAUACUUUAGACACAGAUGAAACUAUAGAUUUUAGUAGUAAUCAGAAGAUUGACGUUUCUGAGUCAGAAAUUUAUAUUCAUCCUGGAUACGAUGCAAAUUCUUCUCAUGCAAAUGAUUUAGCCGUUAUUGUUCUUAAAAAACCAUUGUCAAACGUAAGCGAAAUCGAAAUUGUCGCCAGCAACUACACAGCAAAGCAAAAUGACAUGGUCACCAUGCUUGGUUUUUCGAAUAGUCGCUUGAGUUAUAUUAAUACGAAGGUUGCUGAUUUUGUGACUUGCCGAUAUUCAUACUGGGAAAGGAAUAACUAUAGAGUGUUAGAAGAAGGAAAACAAAUUUGUGUCAGUACAGGAAACAAUUAUAUAGGCACAGGAUGGAUUGGAGGAGCGGUUGUUACAAGCGACAAUAAAUUACUUGGCAUAAUGAGCUACGAUUAUGAUGGCCUCCCAGAAGUGUGUACUUUAAUCACAGGAUCAAAUUCUGAGUUCAUUAAGACUCCAAAGGGUUUCAUACGGAAAUAUAACAAGAAAUGAAGCACACCACAGAAACACUCUCAACAUAUGAGGUGAAAGUAUAACCACUUUGAAAAGUAAAAGAAAGUGGAAGUUUGUCAUGUAAUGAGCUACAUAAAUUUUAAUUUUAAUAAAAAUGAAGUUUGUGUUGAACUAAAA